CCCCCGAUACACGUUGUAGUACCAAUGAUCCCUGCCUCUAGGACUGUGUAAGCUUUCAUUCUAUACCCGUUCCUUUCAAUGCUUGAUAGAGGUCACUACUAGUAUUCGUUCAAGGCAUGAUGCGCAGCACACGAAAUCAUGAUGCAGUUAUUGAUACUCAUCUUCAGGUACAAUGAAGUCGACCCUCUCCUCCCAGCAGGACGACGACGGAACAAUGGCCCAGGAUGUUGCUUCUUUACAAUUCUCGGAGCCAUGCUCAUUUUCGGGGUGUUUGCCAUCGUUUUCUUCUCAUUUAUGCCCCUCAAUGAGUUCGCUUGGACCAAUAUCGAAUCUCAUUCCUGCACCACUUAUGCAACAAAGGAAUACGUAGCGGAGCUCAACGCGUCUCGUUGGAGCCAUCAUAGGAUGGAAAUCUGCAUGGCCACUCCGGUGUUUAUUCAUGGCCGGCCCCACUGGCCCUCUAGAUGUGAAGAUCGCUCAGGCACGGUGUUUGGACAUUUCGCCAUUAACCAUGACGAGCCUGACUGCGUUACCUACUGGAGUGGAUAUAAAGAUAUGGGCUGUUCCGCUAGAGGCUCAAAGAAGAGGCACAUCGAGCAACGUCUCGAGAACUUGCCGUUCCUAGCUGACUAUAAGGAGUUUUGUGCAACAACCCCUGCUCAUUUCCUAGACCGGAAAUUCUCUGGUGCAGACUCGUGCGUGAAUAAUAUCUGGGGUGUCUACGGGCAAUGGUUUAUCGAUGACCAUGGUUGUUGAAGCAAGCGAUUAUCGAUAAGCGUCGUUUCUUGUACCCAACUUUAUCUCCGCUUCUUAUCUCGACAUUUGUACACUAUUUAAUGAUGUAACCUAUGCUUUGAAUACUUCUUCUAUUGUGGCUUAUUUCACAUUUUUGAACGGAGCGUG
Suillus subaureus is the source of this 903-nucleotide messenger RNA. RefSeq lists its product as uncharacterized. The record is from RefSeq and is a predicted model, not a curated record. Lineage: Eukaryota; Fungi; Basidiomycota; Agaricomycetes; Boletales; Suillaceae. Bases 139 to 756 code for a protein of 205 amino acids. The transcript has 5 exons.